Molecule: messenger RNA, 1470 nt
Organism: Alnus glutinosa
Lineage: Eukaryota; Viridiplantae; Streptophyta; Magnoliopsida; Fagales; Betulaceae
Product: protein FAR1-RELATED SEQUENCE 5-like
Exons: 4
Coding region: 1-1470 (489 amino acids)
Biological process (GO): regulation of DNA-templated transcription
Molecular function (GO): nucleic acid binding; zinc ion binding
Source: RefSeq, a predicted model, not a curated record
AUGCCUUUUGUUCCCUUUACUGGAGUUAACCAUCAUCACCAAUCUGUGAUGUUUGGAUGUGCUUUGCUCGUAAAUGAAACGGCUGAAUCUUAUACAUGGUUGUUGAAAACAUGGCUUGAGGCAAUGCUUGGACGUGCUCCUUCUACAAUUAUCACAGAUGAUGACAAGGCCAUGGGUAAGCAAUUGCAGAGCACAAUCACAAUUGAAGAGUUUGAGAUGGAAUGGAGUGAAAUUGUAGGCAAGUAUGAGUUGGUAGAGAAUGAUUGGUUGAAAAAACUCUAUAUGCGGCGUGAAAAGUGGGUGCCGGCUUACUUGCGAACCACAUUUUGUGCUGGCAUGUCUACAACUCAACGGAGUGAGAGUAUGAAUAAGUUUUUUAAAGAUUAUGUUCGUUCGAGCACAAUGGUGAGUGAAUUUGUCUAUCACUAUGAAAAAGCCUUGGAUGCACGUUAUUUUAAAGAGAAACAAAAAGAUGUGAAGACAAAAACUUCUAGACCGAUUUUAAAAACAUGUUACAAGAUGGAAGUAGAGGCAGCAAAGGUUUACACAAGAGAGUCUUUUUUGAUAUUUCAAGAAGAGUUAUUUAACAGUCAAAAUUUCAAAUCAUCUAAACAUCGGGAAGAAGGAGGGACGAAGAUAUAUAGGGUGACUCUUCAUGGGAGAGAAAGUCCAUUUUAUGAAGUUUCAUUUGAAGUUCUUGAGAAGAAAGCUACUUGUACAUGUCAUAAGUUUGAAUUUGUUGGAAUUUUGUGUGCGCACAUUCUUCAAAUUUUUUUGAAAAAGUCUUUGGUGGACACUAUUCCCCAACAUUAUGUUCUAGAGAGAUGGACGAUCAAUGCCAAGAGUCGCAUUAUACAUGGCAUAUCUAGUGAUGAUAUACAAGUAGAAACACAAAAUUCUUCCACCUUGAUGAGAAAUAGCUUGAUGUUGCAAUUUUAUGAAGUUGUCGAAGUGGGGUGCCAAUCAAAAAGAAAAUAUGAACAUCUUGGCAUUGGUUUACAAAAGCUUCAUCACGAGCUUUUGAUAAUGGAUGAUGGUAGUGAUAAAGAUAUAAAUGAUGCUAAUGAAGGAAGAGCCGAAGAUCUUGUGUUAAACAACCAAGUACUAUCAAACCUUACAUUCACUUUGCAAGAUCCUCUACAUGUUCGAUGUAAAGGAGCACCCAAAUCUGUGAGACAAAAAAAUCCAAAAGAAAAGCAAGCAAUGACGAAAAGGACAUGCUCCAUUUGCAAGAAAACAGGGCAUGUGAGAACCAAUUGCCCUUCACAUAAGCAAACAAGGAAUAUUGUGAAUGCCAAUAUGAGGCCAGCUUAUUUGGAGUUGAUAGAUGAACAAAGUUUAGUAAAGUGCUCUUUGCCAACUAUGGAGUAUCCCUCUGCAAAUACAUUUGCCAUGUCUCAAGAUCCUGUUUGUUUAUCUACUACAAUUGAUAUUGGUGCAGACAACAUCAACGCCUAUAAAAUUCCUUAA